CCAAUAUUUAAAAUCAACAAGUGCAUAGAUCGUUUGAGGUUCCUCAGAAAAAGAUACAGCAUGUAUUCAAAACGUGUGUAGGUGGAGCAAAUACCAUCCUCUUCCAUAUGAUGUGAAAGUUACGCAUUUAACCUACUAGAGUGCGCAAUUCUCACACUUCCCCGCACGAACGGCGGAACUGUCACUUCCAUCAAGCUAAGGAGUGCUCAGCCACAUCAACGCACAAAACCAACCCACAGUCAAACCACAGUGAUUUUCCCUCUUCUUUAUUGAAGUCCUCCUUUCUUGUAUGUUGACUUCUUGCCUUUUCUUUUUAUUUGGAAAGCUCGAAAACACCCCAGAUCAGCGCCGUGCUCUUGGUUCAGCAUGCGUUUGGCGCACGGAGUGGACUCUUGGCGAGCUUUCGGGAUAUUGGCGCGGGGAUGAUGUUCAACUCAUCGGGUCCAUUAGAUAUUUUCUCGUUCACCCACCCAGAGGUCGUUUCGGAAGUUCUCAAUGGUUCUUCACAACUGUUCUUUAACGCCCCGAUGGCCAUGUGGAACAAUUCCUGCGGGGAGCAGUUACUCGACUAUACCACGACGGAGAAGAUCGUCAUCGGCUUGAUUUUAGCUAUCAUCACCACCGUUACGGUGAUUGGAAAUACGCUGGUGGUGAUCGCGGUGUGCGUCGUUAAAAAGCUCAGACAGCCCUCCAACUAUCUGUUGGUGUCUCUCGCCGUGGCAGAUCUCUCCGUGGCGAUCGUGGUGAUGCCUUUUGUGAUCGUGACGGACCUCACGGGUGGAAUGUGGCUUUUUGGAGAAGUCUUCUGUAACAUUUUCAUCGGGAUGGAUGUGAUGUGCUGCACGGCGUCCAUCAUGACGCUGUGCGUGAUCAGCGUGGACAGGUAUCUUGGCAUCACCCGCCCUUUGACCUACCCGGCUCGCCAAAACGGCCAGCUAAUGGCGAAAAUGAUCUUCGGGGUGUGGCUCGUGUCGGCCUCCAUUACUCUGCCGCCGUUUUGCGGGUGGGCGAAGAACGUCAACACCGCUGGCGUCUGUUUGAUCAGCCAAGACUUUGGCUACACCAUCUACUCCACUGCCGUGGCCUUCUAUAUCCCCAUGAUCGUAAUGCUCUUCAUGUACUACAAGAUCUUCAAGGCCGCCAGAAAGAGCGGCGCCAAGCAUCGUUUCACCGACUUCUCCCGCCGCGAGCGCCUGGAGACGGUGGCCAGCGAAGCGCUAAGGAUGCAAGGGCUCAAACCUCAACCCGGCGUCGCCGAGGAGUGUGCCGCUCUUUCCCGACUGCUAAGCCGUGAGCGACAGAACAUCUCCAUCUUUAAGCGGGAGCAAAAGGCAGCCACGACCCUGGGCGUGAUAGUCGGGGUGUUUGGAAUUUGUUGGUUGCCGUUUUUCAUUCUGUCUACAGCGAGACCGUUCAUAUGUGGGGUGAAGUGUAGCUGCAUACCCAUUUGGCUGGAGAGGACGCUGCUGUGGUUCGGCUACACCAACUCGCUGAUGAAUCCCUUCAUUUAUGCUUUCUUUAACCGGGACCUCCGCUCCACAUACAGAGACCUGCUCCGUUGCCGAUAUAGAAACAUAAACCGUCUGUCGGCUGUAGGGGUUCAUGAGGCAUUGAAGGUUUAAGAGACAAAGUACAGAUAAAAGAUAAGGUUUAGCCCAAAUGUGCUUACAUCAGAUGACAUAUAAUUCAGAUGGGACUGAAUCACUGUCAUCAACCAAGACUUAAAAGCCAGGUGAAUGGACAACAAUGUGCAGCAUUAUGAUUUAUAAUCAUUUUAAUGGAUAGCAGGAAUUAUGGGAUACAUAGAAAAAAAAUAACAAGACACGGGGUCUCAUAUUUCUUCAGAACAGGGAUAUUUCAGUUCCAUUAAAGCAUUUUUGGUCCGUAGAUGUUCGAGCACUGUUGUUUUUCAGAUGAGAAAGUAUACCAUAUUAGACCUAGUUUAACUGUAGAUUACAAACACUAACAUUUUUUAGCUUACAGUUUAAAUUUGACAAUAACAGUAAAAUAAAUGACAACAAAGCUUACGAAGCUUAAACUAUCCUAAG
Messenger RNA from Triplophysa dalaica, 2048 nucleotides. RefSeq names its product 5-hydroxytryptamine (serotonin) receptor 7c (gene htr7c). Gene Ontology annotation, biological process: G protein-coupled receptor signaling pathway, coupled to cyclic nucleotide second messenger; chemical synaptic transmission; smooth muscle contraction. Gene Ontology annotation, molecular function: neurotransmitter receptor activity; G protein-coupled serotonin receptor activity. Gene Ontology annotation, cellular component: dendrite; plasma membrane. The record is from RefSeq and is a predicted model, not a curated record. NCBI's taxonomy places the organism in Eukaryota, Metazoa, Chordata, Actinopteri, Cypriniformes, Nemacheilidae.